AUGUUGGCUGUGAUAUGCGGUGCAGUGAACAAGGCUUAUACAGCAGCCAUGGAAUCCAUAAUGGAAUACAAACGUUUCUUGGAGAAAGGACAAUCCCCUAGCAGAGAUAUAUUGCGAACCGUUUUCAUCAUCGAUUUCAUUUAUGAAAACGUCCAUUAUAAAUUUACCGCUACUAGAUCAGCUUCAGACUCUUUCACGCUUUUACUUGAAUGGAUCAAGGGUGUAAGUUUCUGUUCGAUGGUGGAAAAUGAUCCAACACAACUUCGUUCACUCUCUCCUGGAAAGCUUGUGAAAUUUUUGGUGGAGUCUGGCGAUCAUGUAAAAAGAGGUGAUAAAAUUCACAUGCCGUUUAUCGCAACAGAAGAUGGUAUUGUUCAAUUUAUAAAACAAGAAAACUCGACGCUCGAAUCCGGUGUCAUUAUUGGAAUUCUUACUCUUGAUGACCCUAGUCAGUUCAGUUCGUCACGCGUUACAUUUGAGGGACAACUUCCUGCAAUGAAUCCGCCCGUUUUAGUUGGUGACAAAGCUCAUCAGAGAUAUUGUGAGGUCAAGCAUAUCCUUGAAUGUAUAUUGGAUGGUUAUGAUAAUCAAGCAAUGUUACACAGA
This is a messenger RNA of Funneliformis geosporum, 606 nucleotides long. The record is from the annotation of a GenBank genome assembly. NCBI's taxonomy places the organism in Eukaryota, Fungi, Glomeromycota, Glomeromycetes, Glomerales, Glomeraceae.